AUCUACCUUCGUCUACAAACCCAUCAUUUGUAUCAAAGACACACGAUUGAACAAAAGUCACAUAUCUAACUUUUAUCAUUACUGAGAGCGCCACGAUCAAAUCCGGACUAUAACACCAACAAAAACAUACGAACCCAUCCAACAAAAAAUAGGUUCCAUCAUAAACUAUCCAAGACAAAUGUCGUUCUUCCCAAUCAUCCCUUCAACAUCACUCUACAGCUCCAUCCUCGCUCUCCCGCCACCCCACGACCAUCACCACCACACCAUCCACAUGGACCACCACACCCUCUCCUCGCUCCUCUCCCACGUCCUCGCACCCACAUCCCCAGCGGCCUGCCCCACACCCGCACCUCUCAGCGCAUCUCCCCCACACCAAGCAGAGCGCCAAGAAAAAGAAGCCCGCAUAAUCCGCCUCGCGGAAGAAGAAGAGCUGGCGCGGAUACAAAGCGGAGAGCAAGACGGCACGCCAUUGUGUCGCGAGGAAGGCAUCGCAGCGUGGCAUCAGUGUCAGCAUCAGGAACGCAAGGAUUCGAUGGAGGCGCAGAAGAAGAGGCCGAGGCGGAGUUUGGAGUGGUUGGCAGGCGUGAUUAGAGAGAGGAAGGAGCAUGCAUGAGAGGGGGGGGGGGGAAGAUUUUAGAUCAAGUUAUUUUAUUUUAUUUUAUUUUUUCGGGAAGGAGGCGAGGAAUCGGAAAGGGAGGAGAGAAAAGGGAUAACGGGAUAAAUUUAAGGGCGCGUGGGAGAAGAUACCCUAGAUGGGACGGAAGGGAGGAGGGGGGGUUUCUUCUAAAUUUUGUUUUUUUUUAGGUACAAGUAGUGAAAGGAGGUGAAUGAGAAACUUUACAUUCAAUG
Bipolaris maydis ATCC 48331 is the source of this 849-nucleotide messenger RNA. RefSeq lists its product as uncharacterized. The record is from RefSeq and is a predicted model, not a curated record. NCBI's taxonomy places the organism in Eukaryota, Fungi, Ascomycota, Dothideomycetes, Pleosporales, Pleosporaceae.